UAUCUGAGGUUAGCCUGGUAUUUCACAUGCUGAAUCUGUCACUGAACUUUCACUCACUGCAGUACAAUGGCUACAGCUCAGCUUGCAUCGUAGUGUCUGUAGACAGCACAGAGCAAUCGGUCCAAGAGGGACAGACCGCUGUCCAAAAUGGGUUACAGCUAGAAGAGAAACAUGAUCUGAAUGUGGAAACUGCUCAGAUAAACCCUCUUCUAAUUCCACGAGAUAACAAAACAGUUUCUUUUUGCCAAGUUAUUUGCAGCAUUCAUCAUAAAGAUGAAUUCAUAGAGCUGCCAAACUUGUGGCUCCCUAAUGUAUUGAGCAGCAAACUCCUUCUAUCGGAUAAUAUUUGAGAGCCCAGCUGCUCAAUGUAAACGUCAUUAUUCUCUGGGCUUUAUCAGCUGGUGAAGCUUUCCUGUCUAUAAAUAAGACAUUUAUGAGGAGAAACGCUCACUCAAGAAUUGAGCCUGCUGAUUAAUCGUAGUGCUUCAGCAAGGAAGUUUUCAGACAUCAGUCACUCUCUUCAGGCCAUGCUAUGACAAUCAAAGAAAAGAACCAAAAGCAUAUUGAGUGUUGCUGUUUCAAAAUUACUUUUGAAGAAAUAGUUGCUUCUGUGUUUGUGACUGUCGCACCAGGAAAGAUGAUAUCUGCCCAGUCAGCUGAAGAUGAAAAUAGGCUGAGUAAUUCAGGCUGUGAUGUUAAAAUAAGGCAUGUUGUCGAUGAAGGAAUGCUGGAUGUCGAUCAGAUGUCAGUCAUUCAGGGUCCUUUAGACCCUCCUUUGGAGCUACAAGGCACACUGCCAGUGAUGUCUGUAGCACAACUGACUACGAAACACAAUGCUCAAAGUGGAAGUGUGCUUGAGGAUCAUGACAUGGGGACUUCAGGCUCAAAAGCAGGCUGUUACAAUGUGAGCAGUGACCAGUCUAGCCAGGGAAGUUGUGUCUCCAGUCCGUCUGCUCAUCAGUCCAUGGAGGAAUGUGAUAAACCGUGUCAAACAGAAGGAGACGUAAGCUGGAAGCCCAAGAGCUUCUCCCCUUUCUUAGGCAGAGCGAUCGAUGGAAAGGAAAUGGGCUUAGCACAUGAAAGGUCUCCUGUGCAGCUCCCAUCGUUGUGUAGUCAGAUCAUUGAAGACAGCUGCCCACACAGUGCUUUGAACCUAAAGCAUUAUGCCGAUGGUGAAAAUAAAAAGUACCAUGUUUUGUGCCCUGGGCCAUGUUCACAGGCUACUUCAGUCAGCCAUGUUGAACAUGGCUAUCCAUCCACACCCUUGAGCUGUGCAUCAAAAACUCUACUACAGCUGCAGGAAGACUGCAUUGCUGAAAGAGUAUAUGACAGUAAUGAGAGUUGCCCAGGCUUGCAUGUUGCCCAGUUUGGAUUCGGUAGGGUCCAGCGAAAACUCAAGUUGAAGACUAUGACCGAUGGAUCUGUGGGUGGUCAUCCAAUGACCCGACUAUCCCUGAAGCCUUCUAUUAUCUAUCUUGAAGGUACUGGCAAUGGUGGUGAAGAAGGGAUGGGGGAUGAGUUUGAACGAAACAAAAAGGAACGCUCCACUUUGCUCUUUCGACGGUACAAUAAGAAUAACCGAGAGGUGAAGAAAUCUGUGUAUACGGGAUCGAGGGCACGCUCGAGAACCUUACCAUCGGGCCAUAUAGGUGCAAAGGCCAGGAAGGUCAUCAACCAAAGGAGGAACGUUAAUAUUGACCUCAAACUUCCCCGAUUUCCUGAUGAGAAGCUGCUGAUAUGCCAAGCUAUGUUGCUGAAAGGUGGCUGGCAACAUUCCUCGACUAGUUCCAGCCGGACCAAGGUUCAUAAUGCACUGAGAGAGGCAGGGGCAGCAGAGUCACUCGAUUACCUCCUGCAUCCAUCAAGAAAGAUCUUGGCUUCAGCAGUUGUCUCCAGAAGCUGUGGAGGUGGGACCUGCAUGAAACUGUGUGUCCAUGCCACUGUGCUUGAGCUCCGUGCCACCCUACACAGGACUGCAGUUUCUGACCACCUGGCUGGUGCUCUGCUAGAAGCAACUGUAGCCACCGGGGCAAGGAGUGCGCUACCAAGUCCUUUAGGGGUGCCCACUGGCAGAGCGAUGCUUAAAGAGCGCCAACUCUGCAUAACAAUGGCUGGCUCAAGCACCCUGCCAUCCAAUGUGACUGGCAUCAGCAAGGAACUGGCAGACCUUCGACACCUGAUUCAAUUCCCUGAAGAGAUUGCCAGUAUUCUGACCGAGCAAGAGCAGGAACUCUAUCGUAAGGUCUUACCACUUGACUACCUCUGCUUCCUGACCAGGGAUUUAGCAAAUCCAAAUUGUUCCAAUAGGUCAUCACCACUCAAGACCUCCACUUCAGCACCCACGCUCAGUGACGUAAAUGGGGAACACAAUGCAAUUGAAGAUCUCGUGUCAAGAUUCAAUGAGGUGAGCUCCUGGGUGACAUGGUUGAUCCUGACUGCUGGCUCCAUGGAGGAGAAGAGAGAAGUGUUCUCUUACUUGGUUCAUGUGGCCAAGUGUUGCUGGAACAUGGGUAAUUACAAUGCAGUGAUGGAAUUCCUGGCAGGCCUCAGGUCUCGAAAGGUUCUGAAGAUGUGGCAAUUUAUGGACCAAUCUGACAUUGAAACUAUGAGAAGCCUGAAAGAUGCUAUGGCACAGCAUGAAUUGUCAUCUGAAUAUCGCAAAGUAGUUAGCCGUGCUCUGAACAUCCCAGGCUGUAAAGUGGUCCCCUUUUGUGGAGUGUUUCUGAAGGAGCUUUGUGACGUUCUGGAUGGUGCAGCCACCUUGAUGAAGUUUCAGUCUCGUUGUGAUUCUCAGGAAGAUGCCAUCGAGUUUGUUGCAGAUUACAAUGGCCAGGACCAUUUCUUUCAACGGAUUGGGAAAGAUGGCCUAAACAAUACUGAGAAAGAAUCCACAGUAAACAACAUCCUGCAGACCAUUCGAAGCUGUAACAGAAGCCUCGAGUGCGAGGACGGCGAAGAAGGUGCCGGUGAAAGUUGCACUUCACGGAAGAACUCGUUCAAAGAGAGAAAUAAAUAUCAGUUCAUUGUUGGAGAUCUGUCGGACUCAGAAAGUGAUUCCUUUGAACAGCCCAGUGAGUUGGAUCUGAGUGGGGCAGAGGAUCAGCAAAAGGCAUUCUGUCACGAGACGGAACUCAUUCCUUGGUAUGUGCUGUCCAUCAGAGCUGACAUCCAUCAGUUUCUACUACAAGGGGCAACAGUCAUACAUUAUGAUCAGGAGGCUCACCUCUCGGCGCGCUGUUUUUUCAAACUGCAACCCGACAACUGUACUCUCACCUGGUCAAAACCACCUACUGCCAGCCCAGCCAAUGCUAAGGUCAAAAACCUGAUGUUGGGUAACAGUGUGGACCUUGGUAACAGCAAAUUCCAGCCAUAUGGACACAUAGCGCUAAAUGGACUCGUGGAAGGUUUUUUGGACAUGUCUGCAGUGAAGGCUGUCUAUAUGGGACAUACAGGAGUUGAUCUGAAUGCUGUAUGCAUUCAGAAUAAACUUUGCCAUAUGACUCUAGAGGACAAUUGUGUGACGCUGCUCUAUGGGGUCCAUACAACUGAUAACCGAUUGUUACACUUUGUGGCUCCCAAGUACACUGCUAAGAUGGUGCAUGAUGGAUUGCAGGAAUUAAUGACAGCUAUCCGAAAGAUGAAGAAGUUUCCCGAUCAGAGACUGCAGUGGUUAAGGAAGCAGUACGUCAGCUUAUAUCAGGAAGAAGGCAAGUUUGAAGGACCAACCCUGGCUCAGGUUAUUGAGCUGUUUGGAGGUAGGCGAUGGAUCACGAGAAACACAGCUACAGCAACUUUGAACAGAAACACUGAAAAAUCCAACCUGCAGCGUAACAACACAUUGGGAAUGAGCACGGCCAAAAAGAUAAAGAAAUCGCUGAUCAGGGGAGAAAGCGGGGACAUCACUGAUGAGGAGACUUGUGCACGUAAGAGCCGAAGCUGCAAAGAAUCCCGAGCCAGGAGUGGUUCUGACCCUGCAGACUUUGAUGAACAAGAAGAAUCAGAUUUGAGCAUCACCAUGGGGUCUCCUAGCUCCUGUACGCUCCCUACAAGAGCUCGUUCUCUCACCACCCCAUGUUCCACCACGUUGGGCCCUCCAACAUCGACUCCAGUCAGACCUGCCUCCUCUCCAGUCCUGUCAACUGUCAGCAAGGCUAAACCUGGCACCAGAGGGAGUAAUAGUUGGCAUGGACGUGUGAAAGGAGGACUGAAAGGAUUUCAGGAUUUCAUGGUAUCCGACAGCAACAUGAGUUUCAUUGAGUUUGUUGAACUUUUCAAAUCAUUCAGCAUACGAAGUCGGAAGGACUUGAAGGAUCUCUUUGACAUUCACUCUGUAUCAUGUAACCGUUCUGGCUUGGAAUCCACUCCAGUGUACACGAACCUUACAAUAGAUGACAAGAUCAGUGGGCUGCAGCCUGACCUAGACCUUUUGACAAGAAACGUGUCUGAUCUUGGUCUGUUUAUAAAAAGUCGACAGCAAAUAUCAGAUAAUCAGAGACAGAUUUCUGAUUACAUUGCUGCAACCAGCAUAGUGACCAACCGAGUGGAAAUUGCAUCCCUGGGAGAGAGUGGAAUGGGGAUCCUGCAACUAAAUGACUUCCUGGUGAACUGUCAAGGGGAGAACCACACCUAUGAUGAAAUCCUCAGCAUUAUCCAGAAAUUUGAGCCAUCAAGUAACAUGCGCCAACAGGGGUUGAUGUCAUUUGAGGGCUUUGCAAGGUUUCUAAUGGACAAAGAAAAUGCUGCUUCAAAGAAUGAUGAAUCCCAAGUUAAUGUUGACGAUUUACAGUACCCACUUUCAUAUUAUUACAUUGAAUCCUCACAUAACACUUACCUCACAGGCCAUCAACUUAAAGGAGAGUCCUCAGUAGAACUUUACAGCCAGGUGCUGCUGCAGGGAUGUCGGAGUGUGGAGCUGGACUGUUGGGAUGGAGAUGAUGGUAUGCCAAUCAUUUAUCAUGGCCACACUCUUACCACAAAGAUCCCAUUUAAGGAUGUCAUUGAAUCAAUCAAUCGCAGUGCAUUUGUAAACUCUGAGAUGCCAGUCAUUUUAUCAAUAGAGAAUCACUGCUCAUUGCCUCAGCAGCGCAAGAUGGCAGAAAUAGUUAAGAAUGUCUUUGGAGACAAACUGGUGACGAAAUUUUUGUUUGAGAGUGACUUUGCGGAUAAUCCAAUGCUCCCAUCAGUUUGGCAGCUCCGAGGCAAAAUCCUUCUCAAAAACAAGAAACUGAAGGCCCACCAGACUCCAGUAGAUAUACUUAAACAAAAGGCUCACCAGCUGGCAAACCUGCAGGCACAGGCCAGUAAUGGCAACCUGACGGGUCUAGGUAGCCCAAACAACGACGAGGAAGAUGACGAAGACGAUGACUACGACUACGACUACGAAUCUCUCUCUGACGCUGAUGCUCUUAUGGCUUCCUCCUCUCCUGCAGUGAAUGACCAAGAAGACAACAUCCUCGAUGACAGGCCCGAGAGCAAGCCAUCAAGUGAUAAAUAUCACUUCGAAUAUACAGAAGAAACUCCACGGAGAAUCAAAAAAAUAUCGACUGACGCAAUGUUACACAGCAAAGAAAAGACAAAGCAAAAAAGAUUUAUUGUUUAUGACAUGGAGUUGGGUGAAGAGUUCUACCUGCCCCAAAACAAAAAGGAGAGCAGACAGAUAGCACCCGAACUCUCAGACUUGGUCAUCUACUGCCAGGCUGUCAAGUUCACAGGCCUUUCAACUUUAAAUGCAACAGGAUCAAGCAGAGGCAAAGUGAAACCCAACAGGAAAUCAAACAGAAUGAGCCCUGGGGAGUCAAUGACAUCAAUUAAGGCAUCUGGAAGAGCAACCUCUUUCGAAGGUUUAAGAAAGAGCUGUGAAGAGCCAUCGUCUCCUCCGUUCAAUCCAACCACCUCCCUCAGUGCUAUCAUCCGGACACCCAAGUGUUAUCACAUCUCAUCGGUGAAUGAGAACACUGCCAAGCGGCUUUGCCGGCGUUACUCCCAGGAAUUAAUCCAACACACAGUCUGCCAGCUGCUCCGAACAUAUCCUGCUGCUACUAGGAUUGACUCCUCCAAUCCAUCGCCUCUCAUGUUCUGGCUCCAUGGGAUACAGUUAGUUGCUCUCAAUUAUCAGACAGAUGAUCUCCCAAUACACCUGAAUGCAGCAAUGUUUGAAGCGAAUGGAGGAUGUGGCUAUGUCUUAAAGUCACCAGUCUUGUGGGACAAAAGCUGUCGAAUGCACAAUCAGUUCUCUCCACUGGAACGAAUAGAGAACAUGAGUCCAUCUCUAUGUUCUCUAACAAUCAUUUCUGGACAGUAUGUUUGUCCCAGCAACACAUCAGGGAGUCCAUGCAUUGAAAUUGACGUACUUGGUAUGCCACAGGACAGUUGUCACUUUCGCACCAAGCCCAUUCAUCGCAACACCCUGAACCCCAUGUGGAAUGAGCAGUUCUUCUUCCAUAUUUACUUCGAAGACCUUGUUUUCCUACGUUUUGUGGUGGUGGAGAACAACAGCUCCACUGUAACAGCUCAGAGAGUGGUGCAGUUAAAAACCCUUAAAAGAGGAUACAGACAUCUACAACUAAGAAAUUCUCAUAAUGAAUCUCUGGAAAUAUCUAGUCUCUUCAUUUACAGCCGAAGGAUAGAAGAAAACAACACAGGAAAUCUUCUACCUUCGUCAGUGCUGUUUAACACCGAGGACCACAGAUCUGAAGGCAGUUACCAAGUGACAGUUCAUGGAGUGCCGGGUCCUGAACCAUUCACUGUUUUUGCUGUCAAUGAGAAGACCACAGCCAGGCAGUUACUAUACAAAAUUGUAGGCAUUUUGGGUGGCUCUGAGGCAGACACUGCCGACUACUUCCUUGUGGAAGAGAAAAACUCUCUUUCCAAAGACAAGAAUGAGUGUAAGAAACAGCCACUCCAGAGGGUCAUUAGUCCAGAGGAAGAGAUCCUGAAAAUUCCACAGUGUUGGUUCCCAGAGGAAGGACUCGUCGGAAAAAUUGUCUUCAAAAGCAAAGAGGAGGAGCUGAACCAAAGGAACACCAUGUAUGAAGAACGUGACGAUUUGAGCUGCAAUAACCUUCCAACAGAAGCUGACAGUUUCUUGGUUCAGGUGCAUGAUGUCUCCCCAGAGCAGCCACGGACUGUCAUCAGAGCUUCAAAGUUCAGCACAGCCCAGGAUAUUAUAUUACAGGCAUUAAGUAAAGCCAAGUAUUCUUACAGCAUCCUGAGCAACCCAAAUCCCAAUGAUUAUGUCCUUGUUGAGGAAGUCACUAAAGAGCCAUUAAACAAGAAAUCGUCAAUGGCAAAACCUGCUCUUCGAAUCCUUUCUGAGAAUGAGAGUGUGUUUGUAGCUCAGAGCAGGUGGAAAGGAGCAGGAAAAUUCAUCCUCAAGCUCAAAGAGCAAGUUCAGGCUGCACAGGAGAAGAAGAAAGGCCUCUCUUUUGCGAAUGAACUGAAGAGGUUCACAAAAUCGAGUAAACAGAGCCGGACCUUUUCAAUCCCACUUCAGGCAAGCCCUCCAGAAAGCACCCAGAGCAAAGAUGAGAAAGCUACAUGUAAUGUGUCGUUUGCUGAGAUCACUGAGUAAAACCUUUGACGUUGCCGUAUGUGACUGCCUAGGUUGUUGUAAAAGUGACCUCCGUAGUUCUUCACUACUACUGUGUCAAAACUUUUAGUUAAUGUUGGGGAAAACCAGAAAAAAUGUAACAUCACUCCUUCCUUCGUCUCCUGGUAUUUUCAGUUGUCUUAAAAACUGGAAAUUGCACAAAGUCCAAUCAUUGGAAUGAAAUACAUCAUUUGGUACAGGUGACAGAAGAUAAUGAGUUAGCGACAAGUUCCAAUCAAGCUUGUUUUGAUGUGUACGUGAUUUGAACAAGGAAGACGGCACAUCUGCAAGCAGACAUCAAUACUGUUCAAAGAGACAAGCAAUGUCUUCAGUAGUACUGGGUAUAGAGAUACGCAGGUGUAAUCCUAAGAACGUUACAAGUUACGAAUUGUAAAACAUUGUGCACUUUCCCAAUCACUUAUUUCCUUGAUUAUUUGAAGGAUUGGUAUGUUUGAAGGUACCUAUUUACUUUACAAUCCAGAAUCUUGCUAGAUGCCAACUUCAGUAGUAAUACUAAGCUGAAUUGUCACACAAAGUUACUAUUUUUUGAUGUUUACAAGAUAUUUAAAUUAGAAUAAUUUCUGACAAUGUGCUGAAUCCAUACAUUAAUCCUAUGAAAAAAGUGUUCAUAAUGAUGUAAUUUUACUGUAGUAGAAAAUCAUGUAAAUUGAGAUAUAUAAAAUACUGUCCAUUUGUAUUGAAAUGAUUAUAAUUAUUAGACUGAAUUAUUUAUUUAAGCAGAGAUUGAACACUUUCCAGUUAAAGUUACUAUAUUCUCAUGUUUAAGUUCCAAGUGGUAUGCUUAUUUUGAUACUACAGAACACAACUUUUAAUUAUUUUUAUUUACAAGUGCCCACUUUCACGCACAUCUUAUAACUGUGUGUACAUAUGUGUACUUGAAUUUCUUGUGGAAAAUGAAGUCAAACAGGAAAGAAAUUUCCAUUAAGUAUUUGAGCAUUUUUCCUUAAUUUCUGAUGAGCAUUUUAAGUUUUUUGUUACGUUGUAUUGUUAGGCCAAAAUUGUUUUUUUUAAAAAACAUACCAUUGAACUGUGCAAAAUAUGCAAGUGUUUUUGGCAGCUUCUGUGUGCCUAAGUUACUUAAUAUAGUGGCUAAGCAGCUGUAAUGUGUAAACGCUUUGCUCAAUAAGUUAUGAUUUUGAAACACAGACAUUUAAUGAUGUUUCAAAUAGUUAUAGUAGUGACACAUAAAAACAUUGACCGUAGGACUCUCAAGGGCAUAUGUGCAAAACACAUAACCUAUCCAAACUGCAGUAACAGCAGCGACAAAUGCUGACAGAAAGCCUUAAAGGCUCCUGAAACUUCAACUGCAGGGGUUAUUUUCUCAUCUGCCUGACUGAGCUAUAACUUAUCAACAACUCUAUAGCUUGAACAACAAAAAUGAAAUUUUAUCAUUCAAGAAUAUGACAGCAACUUAUAAAACUAAUAAAAAAACACUAAAUGGCCUGCAUUAAGUAAAUUUAAUUUUUAAGAUGCUUAAGAGUAACUUGUGGAAACAGCCACUAGCUGUCACAAGAUUAUUUAAUUCCUUGCUUCUUUAAAGGCACUUAACAUUUUUUGCAUUACUCCAUGUAUUACAGAUUAUAAGAACAUCUUAAAAUAUAUAGUUUACUCCCUACAUUUUCUUGCUUACAAAAAAAUCAACGCGAAAACAAAGGAAGAGCUGAUGUUCCUGCUUUACUAAAUAUAAAAUUAAUAUUUCUGCUUGAGGUUACCUCCGAAACUGCUAGAAGAUUCAGUUAAAAAUUAGGUGGGUCAUUCUUAUCUACACAAUUAAAUAUUGAUUAGAUGAGUUUUAGUUGAAACUUUAAAUGUACCCACAUAGUUGUCAGAUGAUGUCAUAGUCACCACAUGAAAGUUGUUUGCACCAUUUUAGUAGCAAAGGUGAUAUAACUUGAACAUUUAGCAUACUCUCUUAACUGCUACCAGACAGGAAAAUUGGUUUCUUAGAUGUUAAUGUAUUUUAUUAUUAAAAUGUUGAGCAAAGUGACAUUUGACAAACAAAAGCAUGAGUUGCUGCAGCCUCUUUAGUUCAAAUUUUGCAUAGCCUCUCAUAAAUGUCAGUCGUUAUUUCUUUAUUUAUUUCCCUUUUUUAUCGUGCUAAAAUUUCACUGUAAGAAUUAUCAUGAUCAUAGAAAUUUCUAUUAAUAGAUUACCCCUUCUUGAAUCAUAAACAGUGUCAUUGAAUGCAUGUUCCAUAUUGAUAUUGAACAGUCGAAAUUCACUUUGUUUCAUUUGACCAACACAUGUUCUCUGGCUAGAGCAUUUGUUUUUUGUUAUUCCUAACUAGUCUCUGAUCAGUACGAACAGAAGCUUUGUCCCCCUCUGCAUUUCGAUUAGUUUGCCCUGACAUCAGUGUUUCUUUUUACACAAGUUUUGCUUUUCAUUUUUUUUUCCCUGGAGUCUGUUGUUGUUUUAAACGUACCUUUUCAUAAGGUUAAUGAGGGCCAGUUGAAACAGUUUUCAAUGGAACAUGCUUGCCACUUGUACUUGUGAACAUACAUUUAAUGGAGGCUGCAUUGACAAGGUUUAUGCCAUAAAAUGAUUGCAGGCUCAUUCUACAUAUCACAGUACAUUCACUGGGCAUUUGGUUAAACAAAGGCUGGUAUUUGUGGUCUUAAAUUUGUAAGUACUACAGUUGAACUGUAUAAUGCAUUUUCCUUGCACCUAUUUAUCAAAUUUAACUAUUGGGUAAAUACUAAAGUAAAUUACUAUUUGCAAUUGUGCAUGUGUGUAAUCCACAAGUCAUUAAUUUUUUACUGUAUUUAGUUCUAUCGAUAGGCAAAGGAGAUGUCAAGAUUUCUGAAGGUGUUGGUAUUCUGAGAACUUCAACAGUGCAAUGUUAUGUUUUUAAAGGUUGCAAAAUUGUGCCAAAUGUCCAUUUUUUAUACAAAUAAUGUUUUCGGACUGUAUAUGAAUAUGUGUUGCGAAUUAAAUGUUUAAUGUAUUUAUAUCUGUAACUGACUUGGACAAUUAGUGUUAAUGUUGAGUUGAUCAGAAUAAAUAUCAAGUCUGUACAAACAGACAAGUAUCUGAAAUGUAUCAGCAUAUCAAAAAUGAUUUCUCAAACAUUUUUA
This is a messenger RNA of Stegostoma tigrinum, 10683 nucleotides long. It is a transcript of the gene plce1, whose product is annotated as phospholipase C, epsilon 1. Bases 533 to 7570 code for a protein of 2345 amino acids. Gene Ontology annotation, biological process: lipid metabolic process; small GTPase-mediated signal transduction; phosphatidylinositol-mediated signaling. The record is from RefSeq and is a predicted model, not a curated record. Gene Ontology annotation, molecular function: phosphatidylinositol-4,5-bisphosphate phospholipase C activity; guanyl-nucleotide exchange factor activity. The transcript is spliced from 34 exons. Lineage: Eukaryota; Metazoa; Chordata; Chondrichthyes; Orectolobiformes; Stegostomatidae.